UCCCCAAUAGAAAAUAGAGGUAAUUAUUGCCCUUUUCCACUUCGAAGGGCUGAUGUGAACAUUAAGGGAGCCAAUAUUAGUUGGUAGUCAAAACAAGAGUAGACUACGAUUCCCAAGAUGCCCAAAGAGCCUGACGCCGGUCCAACAAACAGUUCCAGCUUUAGGGCAAAGGUGACCCCUCCGGGUCCCGCGCCCAAGUAGGGAGCAGCGGGGCCUCGCCUCUUUCCGGAUGCAUCCAGGGAGCUGUAGUUCUCUGAGGGUCCGGGCGCAUGCUUAGGGCCAGUGUCUUACUACAAGUCCCGCGAUGACCCGGGGCCAGGCAGCGCCUGCGUGUUGAAGCCGAGGGAGCGUGCGUGCGGCGCUCACGGCGGGAGGAGUAAAGAUGGCGGCGCGGGGGUCUCCGCCUUCUGCUCCCGGCGGAGCGCUCUGAGGGAGGCGGCUGCGGCAACCCGAGCGGCAACAGCAGUCCGGUGGCGGGUUUCAGCAGCGGCUGCCGAGGCCGGAGCAAUGGCGGAGCUGGAGCACCUGGGCGGGAAGCGGGCGGAGUCGGCGCGAAUGCGGCGGGCUGAGCAGCUUCGGCGCUGGCGGGGCUCGCUGACCGAGCAGGAGUCGGCGGAGCGCCGCACGGGGCGGCAGCCGCAGACCCGUUGCGGGAGCCCCAGGGUCCGCUUCGAGGACGGUGCCGUCUUCCUGGCCGCUUGCUCCAGCGGGGACACAGACGAGGUGAAAAAGCUCCUGGCGAGAGGUGCCGAUAUCAACACGGUCAACGUGGACGGCUUGACAGCCCUGCACCAGGCUUGUAUUGAUGAAAAUUUGGACAUGGUGAAGUUUCUCGUGGAGAACAGAGCCAAUGUAAACCAACAGGACAACGAGGGCUGGACACCCCUUCAUGCAGCAGCUUCCUGUGGCUAUCUCAACAUAGCAGAGUAUUUCAUUAACCAUGGAGCCAGUGUGGGCAUUGUGAAUAGUGAAGGUGAAGUCCCCUCUGACCUUGCAGAAGAGCCGGCCAUGAAGGAUCUUUUGCUGGAGCAGGUGAAGAAGCAAGGAGUUGAUCUAGAGCAGUCAAGAAAAGAAGAAGAAGAGCAGAUGCUGCAGGAUGCCCGACAGUGGCUCAACAGUGGGAAAAUAGAGGAUAUAAGGCAGGCUCGCUCAGGGGCCACCGCCCUCCACGUGGCUGCUGCCAAGGGCUACUCUGAGGUCCUCAGGCUGCUGAUUCAGGCUGGCUAUGAACUCAAUGUGCAGGAUCAUGAUGGCUGGACUCCCCUCCAUGCGGCUGCACACUGGGGAGUGAAGGAGGCUUGCUCCAUCCUGGCGGAAGCACUCUGUGACAUGGAUGUCAGGAACAAACUGGGCCAGACACCAUUUGAUGUGGCUGAUGAGGGUCUCGUGGAGCACUUGGAGAUGCUCCAGAAGAAGCAGAAUGUGCUUCGAAGUGAAAAAGAGACACGGAAUAAGCUCAUUGAGUCAGACCUGAACAGCAAGUUGCAGAGUGGAUUCUUUAAGAACAAAGAGAAGAUACUCUAUGAGGAGGAGACACCCAAGUCCCAAGAAAUGGGGGAAGAAAACAAAGAAUCCAGCAGCUCCAGCUCAGAGGAGGAGGAUGGCGAAGAUGAGGCCUCAGAGUCAGAAACUGAGAAGGAGGCAGGUAAAAGGCCAGAAGCCAUUGUCAACCAUUCUGGCUCUGAAAGCAAGAGCAGUGCCACGGAACAGAUGCCACCACCCACACAGAGCGCCUUCUGUGCCUCCUCAGCUAGGAGGUUCUCCAGCCUUUUCAACAAGUCAGAAGAGCCCAAAGAUGAAUCUCCUUCUUCAUGGAGACUGGGACUCAGAAAAACCGGCAGCCAGAACGUGCUGAGUGAGGUGGCCGGUCCCAGGGAGGCACUGGGGGGCCGAGGUUCUUCCGUCUCCCGGUCCUCGUCAAGCCCGCGGAUUUCUGCUCUGCUAGACAACAAAGAUAAGGAGAGAGAAAACAAAAGCUAUUUUAGUUCACUAGGACCCCGGAGACUCAACAGCACAAGUGAUAUUGAAGAAAAGGAGAACAGAGAAUCGGCUGUUAAUCUAGUGAGGAGUGGUUCCUAUACCCGCCAGCUGUGGAGGGAUGAAGCCAAGGGAAAUGAAGCCCCACAGACGAUUGCUCCUUCCACCUAUGUAUCAACCUACUUGAAAAGUGCUUCAUUUGGUAGAAGUAGUGACCCCACAAGUCCCUACAUUUCAGCCAAUCGCAAUUCAUCUCCUGCUACCUCACCCAUUACGAUUGGUUCAUCUACCUCUCGGGGCGGCAAGUGGCAGCCUGCCUCUUCUUGCCCUGCACCAGUCAGUGCAGACACUACUGCGUCCCUACACCGUGGCAGGACUCCUUACAAAUCCCAGGCUGACUCAGCCGCAGAGAAAGCAGCAGACAGUGUCUCUUCUAGCACCCCGCUCUGUGUGAUCACUAAUCGCCCUCCACCUCACACUGCCGGUGGGGUUACAGCUGCUCCUCCGCUCUCACCCCCUGGAACGGACUCCCCUGUGGAAGCCCGGGAGAGGAGGAGGUCCUAUCUGACUCCUGUACGCGAUGAGGAAGCAGAGUCUUUGCGGAAAGCACGCUCCAGACAAGCUCGGCAGACUCGAAGGUCUACUCAGGGUGUAACCCUAACGGACCUUCAAGAGGCAGAAAGGACUUUCAGCCGGUCCAGGGCAGAGCGGCAAGCUCAGGAGCAGCCUAGCCAACAGCCCGCAGACACAGAAGGGCUCGAGGGCGGCGUCGAGAAGCAUGAACCCCCGGCAGUCCUGGCAAAGGAAGCUGGGGAGGGCCGGCAGCCCUGGGGCGGGAGUCUGGAUGAGGAGCCUGUCUAUCGUCGCCUGAGGUGUCCAGCUCAGCCAGACAAACCCACAACAACAGUGUCUCCUUCUGCAUCAAGACCCUCUCUCUUCACCAGUUCCCAUCUCCUGCGGACAAUCAGAUCUUCAGUCCCUGAUUCUGAGAGUUCAGAGACUGCCACAAACACUGCAGUCACAAAGGAAAUGGACAAAAAUGGGAGUGAAGAGGCAGACUUGGGUGAUCAGUCCUCCAGUAGACUGUCCGUCCGUGAGAGGAGGCGGCCCAAGGAGCGACGAAGAGGCACAGGCAUCAAUUUCUGGACAAAGGAUGAAGAGGAAACUGAUGGCUCUGAAGAGGCAAAAGAGACAUGGCAUGAAAGACUUUCUAGGUUGGAAUCGGGAGGUAGUAACCCUACAACCAGUGAUUCUUAUGGUGACCGGGCUUCAGCAAGAGCCCGCCGGGAGGCCCGGGAGGCCCGCCUGGCCACCCUGACCAGCCGUGUGGAAGAGGACAGCAACAAGGAUUAUAAAAAACUCUAUGAGAGUGCCCUGACCGAAAACCAAAAGCUGAAAACGAGACUUCAGGAGGCCCAGCUGGAGCUGGCAGAUGUAAAGUCCAAGCUUGAGAAGGCGGCCCAGAAACAGGAGAAGACCUCUGACCGGUCGUCUGUGCUGGAGAUGGAGAAACGGGAGAGGCGAGCCUUGGAGCGGAAGAUGUCGGAGAUGGAGGAAGAGAUGAAGAACCUCCACCAGCUAAAACAGAUUCAAACCUUGAAGCAGAUGAACGAGCAACUGCAGGCUGAAAACAGGGCCCUGACUCGAGUUGUGGCCAGACUCUCGGAGUCCAUCGAGUCCUCGGAAACCCAGGAGCUCUAGUUCUUGCCCCUCUUCUCCACUGCACUUCCCUUCUCCACCACUCCAGGUGUUAACAGAACUGAAGUCCGACAACCAGAGGCUGAAGGAUGAAAAUGGUGCCCUCAUCAGAGUCAUCAGCAAACUGUCCAAAUAGACUAGGCUCCAGACUUGGGGGGGAAGGCAGCAUUUGCUGCCCCGAGCCCUCUUUUCCAGUCAUUGCCGUCCAGCCAAAAGCAGUGACUGUUUUGGCGGAAGGACACGCCUCUCUGACCCUCCUCCAGUCACGUCCUCUGCGCUGUACAUGUUCUCUGCACUCCCAGUGCCCUGCCCUUCCUGCGCCCCCACCCCCGGGUCUUAGGACUGGUUUAAUCGAAGCACGAUUGUGAUCACUCCUGCCAGUCGGGCCGUCUGGAGAAGGCCUUGGGGAGAACACGGAACUGGGCUGUGGACCCACCUUCCUGCUGCUCAGCUAGUUGUCCACAUUGGAUUCGGUCUGAACAUGUACGAACUCUGCCCACACCAGUGUCCCACAGCCCUGUACACGGACCCACUGCCCUCUGGUAGAGGUGAGUCUUCCAGUAGCCACUCCAGGAUCCUGCCUGGGAUGCCAAGAGAAACAGCAGGAUGUUGGCAUAGGCAGCAGACAGCCUGCGGAGCUGUAUUUCCGUUCGAUUCCACGGUGACAGUAACUGCGCUGAGGGUCUCUGCAUCUUCCCCUCGGGAACUGACUCCUCCGACUCUUCACUGGGGUUGCCGAUGUCCCUGGCGAGCCUUCACCCCUCCACCUCCCUCAUGCCCAGCUGUCUCCCCAGGGCUCAGGUGACCCUGGCUUCAUUUGUUCCUUUCUUUUCUAUUCUUUUAUUUUCCUUUCUCCCUCCCCCCCACCCACUUACCCUGUGGUGUGAAAGGUAGAAGAGGGCACCUGAGCCCAGCUGUCGGGCUGUCACAGACUCACUUCUCCAGGGACAGCACCAGCAUUCUCCCGGGGGUGCAGACCGUCACCGGGGUGUCACCCCCUAUUCUCAUCUGCUUGUUCUCCUCCUCGCCUGGGCUCCCAGCGCCCCGUCCCGCCUCACCUCCCCAUGACCUUGUUUCCUCUUUCCCUGGCCCCUGCUCCUGGGGAGGAGCCCCUGCAGUGCAGCGGGGGAGGGGGGGGGAGGCGGAUGGAUAGGAGGCCGCCUAGGGGUCGGAUGCGGGCUGAAAGACGCAUGUGCUGUAAAUAGAGUAUCUGAGGACACCUGCAGCCUUGUGACAAAGAAGAUAGAAGAAAAUGACAGCCCGUCGUGCUGUGGAAUGGUGGUGAAUUUGAUUGUUUCUGGUAGCUAGAUUGAGGGGACAGACAUUUGUUUUCUUAGAAGCCAACAGGAGAAAUAACUUCUUAAUAGAGGUUAAAGGGACAAGACACUUUGAACCCAUCGAUGAGAGUCACAGGACCCUAGUGGCAGACCCAGAGUCACUGGCUCCAGCUUUCCGUUAUUCUGUCACAGGGUUCUCACCCCCUGCCCCUCUCUGCUGCCACAGCUCCUGCCCGCGGUCAGGGAGCCUCUGGUGGCUGUGCCUUCAUUAUUCCGAAUGAGUGGCUCUAAUGACCAGGAAGUCUGCUCCUGUGAGCUGGGGUCUGUGGGUCCCCCCAUUGCCCGCUGCCCCCUCCCAUGUGACACCCUUCAGGCACAGGCUGUCGGCGAUCGCCCCUAGUCGCCCAGCUGAUGGCACCUGGUCCUUUAGUCCCUCAUCCUGUCACUCUUGGCCAUCCUCCUCUGGGCAAAAACAGCCUUUCAAAAUACCAGAUAUUUUCAUAUCAGACCUAAAUUAAACCGUUUGUUUCUGUGAUGACCCAGCAUUGAUGCUUAAAGUAUUUGCCUUUUAUAGGCAUUUUUAUCCGUUGGUUGGCUUAUUUUGAGUGUGCAGGUCAUUUAAAUUCUCAUUUUAGGGUUGCUGGUGAUACUCAGUGCUUAGAGUGAUCCAUUAUCUGACAUAUACUACCCCUGUCCAUUUUUUUCUUUCCUUCCAGGAAAUGAUAAUGUAAUUCUCCAUGGCUCUCUGAAAUACCCCAUGAUCUUUAAACCAGAAGCUAUAAUUCAAAAAUCCCAAUUCCAGAAUAGGAAAUAUGUCUCCUAUUCUGGCAAAACCCCACUUUUAGAGUAUACAAAAUUUUCUCUUCCAUUUCCUACCAUUUUCCAAGAGAAGCUACUUCUGAUAAGGAUUCUGUAUCAUCGUGGGUACGUGUAAGCCCAUUUCUCAGAGAGUGCUAAGGUAGAGUGAGGCCUGUCGUACCACCACGAGCAUGUCCUUCAUCCUAGGGCGAGAGGAAAUCACCAGGUGCCGACCGGCCCAUUCUCCCGACACGUCCUGGAUGUUGGGAAAGGCAGGUGGAUGCUACCCCUUUCUCAGGAAAAGGAAACUGGAUUAUUAGGAAAAGAUCUUGACCCUCUUCCAUUAGACAGACCAGGUAAAAGGGUUACAGAGAGGCCCCUCAGAUCUGUCUGUGCCUUUCGCAGGUGUGGGACAGGUUCUCAGAACUCGUGGGUUGGUGGUGUACAGCUGCUGCUGCACACAGCCCUUCUAUAUUAAAGAUGCCUUUUCUUGACAAAGCUUUCCUUGUGAUGAAAGUCUUACAAGCUGUUGAGUCUCAGGAAUACUAGAUUCUAUGGCCAGGAACUCAUAAAUGUGUAAACCAUCCUAGGUAAUUUCAGGCAUUCUCUUGUGCAAUCAAUUUUCUUAGACAGGUAGACUCUGAAUUUGGGUCUCUUUCAGAGCAUAAAAUACCCUUUCUUCACAGCUGCAUUGCCUGGCAGCCGCAUGAGGUGGUGGUUGUAGGCCUGGAGGCCAGCAGUGUGCUCUGAGUGCCGGCACUGGCAGGACUCCCCGCGCUGUGGGCCCGCAGUGGCCACGGCCUCCAGUCCUCACCUGCUGGUUUUGAUAUCCAGGAGCACCCCAUGUAGCUCAGGCUGCACACAAGGCUCAGGUCUGGCCAGGAAUGUGGGGCUCAGCCUGAUCACUUUAGCAUCUUUCCAUGAAAUAUCAGAAUAGGGAUUAGAAAGCUCUCAGGACAGCUUUAUAUCCUAUUCUCUUUAAUUUUAUAUUUUUCAAAACCAAGCCACAGCUUUGGUGGGGUGACUGGGCUGUCUCAGAGAGUCUCCAGCUGAAGUUGGCUGCCGGGCCUGUUUGUCUUUCAGGGGCUGCUUGGCCUUUCCCAGUCUGCUCACGGGCAUACUGACCCCAAGCCCCAGGCCUGGUCACUAGUGCAGCUCAGGGUGUUGACCCCAAAGAAACUAAACAGCAGACAUGCCUUGGGCCUGUUUGGUGCACCAAAUCCUCCCCGGGCAGGCUCGUCUGAUAUUUCCGGAAUCCCCCUAUCUUUUUCUAUCCAGCUGCACAAUGUGUUCUGGGCUUUCCCUGACUUCUGUCCCAUCUCCCACUCCAUGUUUGAGACCAAGAUGCAUUUAUAGCUCUCUGAAGCCACUGGAGAGGGAGGCUUCAGAUCCCCUAUUUGGAUCCUUUCACCCAUCUCCCCUUCCCUAAACAGAAAGUGCUUAUCUGACAGGGCUACUGAGGAAGGAAGGAGGCUGAAACUCCACUUUUUAGCCCGUAAAUCCCACACAAAUAUGUGUGAGCUACUGUUUCUCUACCAGGGGCUUUUAACUAAGCCACAGAUGAGAGAAGAAGCUCUGAAAGCUGUGCACUUGGGUCACAUCUCUGUAUUUCUGGCCCUGGUGUGGACAGACUCUCGGCCACACAGACACUCUCCUCUCAGAGAAGGGCCAGUGUUGUGGUCCAGGCCACUGGCUCAGGAGAAGGUCCUGACCCUGCUGGCAGUCGCUCUGAGGUGGGCAUGAGGUGAGCAGAAGCAUGGAGAUAAGAGUACUACUAUUUAAAGUGUUGCCAGUUACUCAGCUUCCAGGCAGCUUUGCCCCUCAAAGGGGAAGCCCUAAAGGAAGGGGAACUACUAGUCCCACCCCACUGCGUGAGCCACUGGCUCCAUUGGAGCCUAAUGAUGAGGUUACCCUACAUGGGCCCUAGGCGCCUUCCCACUGAGGCAUCCUCGGGGCCAUUGUUUAUGCCAGCAGGGCAGUUACCAAUUCCAGUCUGCCUGACCAAAUGCAGGCCCGACUGUAACUACAGAUCUUGGUCCCCAUACUGACUUUGAAGGCAGGUUUUGACCCCUAAAGGAUGAGUUCUCUGACCCCAUUGCAAAGCAGCUUUGAAGGCAGAAUACUGCAGCAUAAAAGGAUAAGACCCUGGGAGUCAGAGCAUCUGGGUUCUAGGCCAACUCUUCUUAUUAGCCAUGUGACCUUGGGGAAGUCACCUUCCCUGACUGAAAUGAAGCUCGUCUCGAUAAUCCUUAAGAUCCCUUCAAGGCUUAAAAUGCUUUGGUUUAUUUAUUCCUAGGAAAAUAGAACAUUUCUUUAACUCAGAAUUUUAGUUCUUUCUAACCUCAAAAGCUCUUGUUUUCUUCUGGAUGCAGACUAUUUAACAUCAACAUGUCAAGGUUGGCUUCUCAUCCUUGUUGGAAAGUGAAUUUAAUACUGAGGGUAAUUGAAUGGUGUUGGAAUUGCUUUUCCUCCUAAUGGCUUGGUAAGAAUAUUAAAACCUGCAGAGGUGGAAAUUGGAGCUCAUGGGGAAAUGGGUAGAAAGCAAUUUGUUGCAGGCAGCCUUUGGACAAAUUGUUUUAAUAGGAAAUAGAGCUGCUGCUUCAUAGAUUUCCUCCACUGCCUUCCCUUGGCUUUCUCAAGUGUGGUCUGCAUGGCUUCUUAACAUCCAAACGGCAGACCCUGCAUUUCUGCUUAGCACCGGUUGGCUCGUAGUCUUGAACUCUGUCUCAUAGCAGAAAGAGAUCUUCCAUGAUAAAAAUGUUCCCUUUUAGUUUCAUUGAGCCCCUCUUUCAGAUUCUGGACUCUCAGGAGUGGGAGGUUCUGGUGCUGUUCAAGAUGGUCCUUCCUUUAAGCAGGUCUGCAGGGGAGACUGCCGUGCAGGAACAGCUCGCAGACCCUCAGGCCUCACAGCAGCUGGCGUAGGUCAGCACUCGGCUCUCAAGGAGUCAGUCGUGCAGGACCAGGCGUGAGUGAACGUAAGGCAGAGACCCUGCAAGUGGAGGCACCUGUGUGCUGGGCUGGGGAAGAAGGCAGCUGGUCAGGGCUUUGAACGUAGAGCAGCAUGAGGCUGCAGGCACUGGCAGAAGACGGCAGAAGCAGAGCUUCCUCAGGAAAACGAGUGCCAUCUGCUGUGCCUGCAUCCCUCAGCCUCCAGCCAGGCAGCGAUUUUCAUCAGUUUCCCUAAUGGGUAUUGACACUGCUCAAGAGCAGUAGACCAUAUCAAGGACAGCUAUCGAUCGCUUGUGUUCUGAUUAGUUUGGAAAAUAGAUCAACUUCAUUGCAGCCCAGGAACUGUCAUUGUCACAGCUACUAGGGAAUGAGGUGGUCUCUGGGGGCUGAGAAAAAACAGAGGCUCUUGACCAGCCAGCCACCAACUGCGUGGUACAAGAAGACGCCUCCACUACUUUGAGAGCUGUGGUCACAACUGAACCAAGGCUUGGCUUGCAACCCAGUAUCCUGGUGGAUGUGCUGAUGGUACCUAAAAAGGGUGAGCAGUUUGGGGGUCACUCUUGCUUCUAGCCUGUGUGCAUAUGCGCGCACGGUUAUUAGCAUGAAGCUUACAGAAUGAGGUCUGGCAUAUUCUUGAUUAGUGAACUUUACUCAAGUGUAAUUUUUUUAUUAAUUCAUUAUCUUCUGCUUUUCCCUCUCCCCUUCCAGUCCCCCAGAGUACAUCCCUCGGGCCGUUCGCCCCAGUCCACCUGCUUAUCAUUUUGGACUGUGAAUCUGCCAGAGUGGUAUUUUCUGUUAUUUCUCCUCCAAAUUUUUCCCUAAUAAUUCCAAUAAACUUCUUAUUGGGUGGCCCCUUAAGGUAGCACCAGGACGUUCUCACGUCCUCCCACACCGCUCGCCCGUCCUCUCUCUCUCAUCUCCCUCCAUGUUCUUUAUUCCUUGCUUUUCUCACCUGGAGCUGGUGGCGCUUUGGAGAGGAGGUUUUCCAUCAGUCAGCAGACAUCCUGGAGAAGUUCCACGUAGCAGCGACUGUCACACCGUGUCCUCCGCUCCACAGCUCCCUGGCUGUGCUCAGGGCCCCUCGGAGGCGAGGUCUGAAUGGUGGGCCUGCACGGCUUCUCUGGAGCCUGGCCAGGGGGACCGUGGGGGCCGUGGCUAGUUUAUUCAGUCUGUGUCCUGAGAGGUUUGACUGUUCCCAGCUAGAGACGAGAGUGUGUCUUCUCCAAAAAACCCGACCAGCGUGUCAGCGCAUCUGGGGAGCAGCUCAGGCCAUUGCUGCCUUGCAGGAGAAGAUGCAGGAGAGGCGGACUGACUGCGGGAGCCUCGUCAAGCCUGUCUCACAAAGCCAGACCCGAGGGUGAGUGCAGACCCUGCCCACGGGACAGGCGCGGCCCGCACUCUCACCCAGCCUCUCCGACUUGCCUCUUCUCUCCCACACUACUGAAGCCCGGGACGCAGCCCAGCGGGGCAUCUGGUCAAGAGUCCAGCUGAUGACAGGUUGGAGGGAGGACACGAGGUGCCCAGGCUCAGAGCCCCAGGGGGUAGGCUGGGGGGGGCGGCAGUCCUAAUGCUCCGCCUCUCGCCAGCAUCCUUUGAGCCCUUGGAAGGUUGGGCCUGCCACCCGGCCGGCACCCCAGUGCCAGCGUCUCCCCCGAGGGGAGGAACUGAUCCUACUCUGGCAUCGGCCCUCUUGGGGAGAGUGCCGCCUCUUCUCACUCAGGUGGCUCAGGCUCAGGCUUUGGCCUUAUAGUUUUCCUCCCUCCGUUCUUCUGCUUUGACCUUGAUCGGAUGGGUGAGGAGAGCUUGUAAGAACCACUGGUGUCUGCCCACCUCUGCCGUUUGUGGGGCAGCAUUUGAUCUUUUGUCCACCCCACCCUUCACUCUCGACCUCACUUCCACCACCGGUAAAGCACUGGUUUUUAGCUGAGUUGUAUGGAUUAACUUCAAUCCACUGUACAUACACCUGGGGUGGGGUGGGGGUGCUUAGGGAGGGGAGCCAGAUUCGCUUUGUGAACUGAAUGUAUUUUUAUGCAGUUUUGAGUGGCCUUUCAACCCUGAGAUGAAUGAUUUUGGUUUACUGGUUGCUGUUAUAUAGUAUUAUUAAGUAUACUGUGCUUGAAAGUUUGGGAGUAAUAAUAUUCACAUCUAUAUGAUGCUUGUAAACACAACCGUAUUUAUAAACAAGUAAAUAAAACAGUGUUUUAACUUUG
Molecule: messenger RNA, 10909 nt
Organism: Manis pentadactyla (Chinese pangolin)
Lineage: Eukaryota; Metazoa; Chordata; Mammalia; Pholidota; Manidae
Gene: PPP1R12B
Product: protein phosphatase 1 regulatory subunit 12B
Exons: 26
Coding region: 508-3678 (1056 amino acids)
Biological process (GO): signal transduction
Cellular component (GO): cytoplasm; Z disc; A band
Molecular function (GO): phosphatase regulator activity; enzyme inhibitor activity; protein kinase binding
Source: RefSeq, a predicted model, not a curated record